Molecule: messenger RNA, 2361 nt
Organism: Symbiodinium sp. CCMP2592
Lineage: Eukaryota; Dinophyceae; Suessiales; Symbiodiniaceae
Source: the annotation of a GenBank genome assembly
AUGUCAGCUGACAAUGGGCAUCGCAGCUAUUCCUCGCAGCAUCGAUACCGUGAAGCCCAGAAGCUUCGGAGCUCCAGCGUGCCCACGAGGACCGCAUCCGCAUCGCGGCUAUGCAGCCCACGGAGUCGCAGGAAGCGUGUCGACAGAGGUUUUGCAGGUUCAUCCACACCCAGAACCCGCACUGAGUUUCGUGGAUCUGACCUUGUGGACGCGGCUGGCGGGAAUUCGCAGCAAGAUCACUUCUUGCGCGCUGCAUGCACUGCUAAGGGGAGCGUGUCCAUGCUUGGGCGCUCUCUUGGUGGGAGUGUUUGCGAAAGACCGCCGAGGAUACCACAGACCGACAGAACUGCUACAACAGCGGCUUGGAAUCAGUGCAACCUUCGAAGCCGCUGUGAUGUCUGGGGAGCUGCUUGCUCGCCGCGCCGCCUGGAGACGGUGCGAAAGGAACUAGCGGCAGUUCGGGCAGACGUGCGAUUCUUACGAGGAUUCCUGGAUGCCACGACGAUGGCGACGUCCCACCUUGCCAGGCAAUCCGUGGAGAGCCGUCAGUAUCUCCGUAAAUUGAUGGAGGAGGAGUGCAUCGAAGGGGCCGAGUCUGACGCAGCUCCAGGCCAACGGCCUGAUGAGGAGGAGAGAGAGCACCUCGAGAGCCUUGCUGAAGAGGUCAGCGAGCUUGGUAUGCAGGUCAGCGACCUUGCGCAACAGCAGCUCGAGUGUUACAAGGACGUUCAGUACCUGCGAGGAUUGACAGCCGUUGCCCGACUGCGGCAGCGCGCAAAUGCUGCGACCUUGCAAAGCCGGAAAUUCGGCCAGCAGUGUGCUUCCAAGGGCAAAGAGCUUGACAAGACGAAAGAACAGAUGGCUGCCCUGCGACUCAAGGCACAUUCUCUGAGAGAAGAAGCAGCGAACGCAAAGGUGGAGGCGGCAGACGUCAGCGAAGACUCUGCCAUACACUUUCUCGAGGCUCUUCGUCUGGAACUUGGAGCCGAGGAGCAGAGAACCAAGAUGCAAAAGAUGUUGGCCACAACGCAAGAGGCAACACAGGCUUCCUUGAAGCAGAACGUGAAUCAGCUCAUGUCUGCCUUGCAAGAGUCGGAGGCAUCCACUGUGGAAGCUGCUGCUCAAGUCCAGGAUUCGGAAGGCCGGGAGGAAGCCUACGUGUCCAGGCUAGCACGAGAAAGGAGCCGCAAUUCCACGUUGGCCCAUGAGGCUCGGCACCUUGUCGCCACUCACAAGUCGCUGGAGGCUGAACUUGAGCAGCAGUAUGACACCACCCGUGCAUGGCAACUCUGUUCUGCAGAGAUGCGACUGGCACAAGGCAGCGGCUCGCUACCGCGAGGACCGCCGAGAGCACCGCGAGCAGGCUCUUGGGACCUUCGCGCUCGCUACACUGUGCGGAACCCCGCAACUCUUCGCCAAGGUACUGAGAUUAGCUCUGACUGGGUCGGAGAGUUGAAGGUGGGUGAUGAGGUUCUGCUCCUUGACUUCGGGGUCAUCGCUGGCAGUGGAAAGGACAAGGCCCGGCUGCGUGCACUGAUCAGUGCUGAGGAUAAAAUCGGCUGGAUGAGUCCUGAAACAGGGGACGGAGACCAGCUGUUGGAGCCUGUGAACCUCCUCAGCCGAAAGGUUGUCGAGAUGCACAGGCAGUCUCUUAGGCAGUCCUCAUCAGGACUCAAAAAGUCGUACCAGGAAGGGGGCAAUUGCCCUUGGCAGGUUGGUGCUACUUAUCGCAUGCUGGAAAAAGCCGUCGUGCGCUUGGGGCCGGACCUGAAAAGCCAAGAAGUCUUCAAGGUUUCUUCGAGUAGCCUGGUGCUUGUGAAAGACAUCAACAAUGUGGAGAUUCCUGGAGGGUGGUGUCCUGUUGCCUUUGUGAACGUGGAGGAAGGCCCAGAACGAGGUCGCACGGGAUGGGUGAGAUGCACGGCAAAGGAUGGUCAUGAUGUUAUGGACACGCGGGACCACAAAGAAUACGACAAAGUUAUUCAGAGACUGCGGGAGUCCGCAGGAUCGGAUGUCUCCGAAGGUUCAAGCCCUGCCGUCAUUCAGGCGGCCGUGAUCAUGCAGCUGAAGAAGGCUGCAGAGGCCGAGCGACAGGCUGAGGCGGAGGCGACCAAAGGUCAGCAGGACAUAGAUGCAUAUGUGCAAGAGGAGAGGGAGGAAUGGGGCCAGGACGGGCAGUUCGAGGAGGACGGAGAUGGCAAAGACACCACGGUCUCUCCUGCUGUGGAUACCACUUUCGUCUCGCUGAACGCUUCCAUGCAAGAUCUUGACGCAUUUGCACAGGACGAGCGUCUCCUCAUGCCAGACAAGACAGAAAUCGACAAUAGCAGCGGCUGGUGCUGGUGCUCUUGUGGAAACUAG